GGACUGUUCACAAGAUUAUGUUGUAAAAAAUUAUUUCUCCUACUACCUGUUCAGAAUUUCUGCUGCAAUGGGCCAGGAAGUUUUCUACAUUACAUUUCUUCCAUUCACUUACUGGAUCAUUAACGCCCACGUUGCACAGAGACUGAUAAUUAUGUGGUCGGUAGUUAUGUAUAUUGGUCAAGUCAUGAAAGACCUUCUGAAGUGGCCUCGUCCACGUUCACCACCUGUUGUCAAGCUAGAAAAGAAGACGAAUGCAGAAUAUGGAAUGCCAUCCACACAUGCAAUGGCAGCCACUGCCAUCUCUUUCACUUUUGUAUCUGUGACUGCAAACCAGUACAAGUAUCCACUUGAACUUGGACUGUUGGGAGCCUUCUUAUUUUCAUCUCUGGUAGGCCUCAGCAGAAUUUACACAGGAAUGCACACUGUGCUGGAUGUCGUUGUCGGCAGUCUAAUUUCCUUAUUUUUGACUGCUGUUUCCUCUCCUACGUGGGAUAUUGUGGAACACUUGAUGCUCACCAGCCCUUUCUGUCCAGCAUUCUGCAUCAUUGUGCCCCUGUUCUUGUGCUACAAUUAUCCCAAACUAGAUUAUUACAGUCCAACUAGAGCGGAUACUACCACUAUUCUAGGAGCUUCUGCAGGAGCAAUUAUUGGGUUUUGGGCAAAUAAUCACUUUGGUUCAAAUGCUGCAUCUAAAGGUGUCAUUUACAGUGUUUCUUCCAUCACUAGUGAAAUUAUCUUGCUAGUGCUUGCAAAAUUUAUUGUGGGGAUUGGUGUUUUAAUGAUCACACGGCAGUUUGCCAGAACUAUCGUUCGUAAAUCAUUAUGUUCUUGGCACAAGGUUUCUAACAGUGAUGUUGUAGCUAUGCGGCAAACAAAAAUUGAAGUGCCCUAUAAAUUUAUAACCUAUUCUUCUAUUGGUCUAAGUGCUACAAUGUUUGUGCCACUACUAUAUACAUUUUUUGGAUUAAAUUAAAUGCUAUGCAUUUGUUUUGUUUUUUAAUUGUCCAGAUUUUGGACUGCAAAUUAAAAAGAUUUGCAGUAGCUGGGGGGCUGGGAUGAUGGGAGAAUGGAAUGUGCCUUUUGCAUAAGCUCUUUAGGAUUGCUAAUACUGGAGAUUAAAGAUGGGAUUUAGUUAUUCUAGUAUUCAGUGUGAGAGAGAUGGUCACAGACCAAAAAAGAAAAAUAAUCAGGAAUGGCGUUUAAUUCUAUGUAUAUUGAUGUAUUAUUACUAAGAAUUACCAGCUUUGUAAGUUUGCAUUGAGGAAACAAUAUAGUACAAUAUCAGUCUUCAUCAGUUUGUAAACAUAUGUGACUGGGGAUAAAUGCAAUCUAUGAUCUUCCUUGGAAUGGAGAUGCCGCACUAUUCCUCUAGGGCAGUGAUCGCUAACCUUUUCUGCACCGAGUGCCCAAAGUGCGUGCAUGCACAUGCAUCCCCAAAAUCCUGCACAUGCGCCCCACUGCCGUGCAUGUGCCCUGCCCCCUGUGCAUGUCCUGCCCCAUGCAUGUGCGCACAUCCCCACGCAUGUGCACACGUAUCCCCCACGCAUGUGCACAUAUCCCAAGGCAUGCAGCCUGCCCCGCGUAUGCACCCCGGCCUCCACACAUGCGCAGCAGAGACCCAAAGACCAACUGGUUGGCGGGAGGCACGCACACACAUGCGUGGCAGAGUUGAGCUGAGUCGACAGCUUGUGUGCCCACAGGGCUCUGCGUGCCACCGCUAACACACGGGCCAUAGGUUCACCAUCACGACUCUAGGGUUUAAAUGGCCCUGCCAGUCUCCAUCCUAACCUUUUAUCUUACAUACCAUAAAAAUAGAGGUCUGAAUUUUAAUUUUUCUCUGAUUUGUAUUUUUGAAUAAGAAGGGGUCUGAAAGAUAUUGAUCGUAUGAAGACAUAAAAUUCUUACUUCAAAAUACUGUAGAUGUUUCUUAGGAAUGUAGCACUGACAGCAUAAAGGAAGCAGCAUUUUGCAUUCUAAUGCUAAUGCAAGAAAAAGUUGCUGAGUUGCUUGUCAGUUUUUUUUCUUACUCAUUCUCGUUCUAAACGUUACAGAUGAGCAGGGGUGGAUGAGAUGAUUGGUUAUAUGAAAGCACGUAUGGAGACUGGAAUAAUUUAUUAGUGGUACUGGUCAAUUAUUCUUCAUAUUUGCAUUAUAACGGGACCAGAAGACAGUAAAACCUCCAUAUCAUAGCUUUUAAUUUAACAGAUUUUAGAUAUAAAAUGUUUUUGUUUGGACUUCACCUCUAUUCACUUACAUCACGAAUAUAAUAUAAUUACAUAAAUGAGGUAACCUAUAUAAAUUGGAGUUUAACAAACAUCUGGAGGAUAUACUAAACCAUGGCUUUACUGUACAAUGCAUUAUUGAAUUAAGUAGGACAAAUCUAUUUGAAAUAGAUUACUGAAUGUAUGUUGUCUUCCCAACAGCUUUGGGUUUGUUUACAUAACUUUUUUUAUGAAGAGCACCUAGUCUAUGCUGUUCAACAAGACUGCAUGUAUAUGUUCUUAUUUAUAAAUUAUACAAUGUUUCUAUUUUUGUAUCAUUUUACCGUAAUAUGCUAAAUACAUAAUCUGAAAAAAUACCAUCAAUUGCUACAUUCAAAUUGUGUGUUUCUAUAUUUUUUAAAUUAAUACAUACGUCAUAUAUCUGUACCUGUAGCAAGAGAAUAUUAUAUAGCAAGAGAAUAUUUCAAAAUAUAAAUGUCAAAUGCUCUUAGCAAGGAAGCACUAACAAAUACAGAAUUUUCUGAUUACAUUUUUAGUUCUUGUAGAAUAUGAAUUAAAAUGUUAAGCAAGACUGCUUGCAAACAUAUAGAACUAGAUAUGGACACUAGGUAAUGGGUUCAUGAUUAACAUUUAAAGGAGGCAUUCAGAUCCUAUAGCCUUGCCUCCAUUAAUUUGAUCACUCCAUCCAAGUGGUCUAUACGUUAAAGAUAUUUAUUGGGAAUUCAUUUAACAAGUGAGAUUUUUCAGCAUAAAUCACUAGUGUCCAAAAUUUUGCUUCAAUUCCCUGUAAUCUCAUCAUCACCACAACUUAGGUUCUCCUAUGAUCAUUAGUUGGGCAUUUUUUCAUCGAAAGACUUAGUUACUCAAUAUGAAAAUCUGCAA
Molecule: messenger RNA, 3104 nt
Organism: Notechis scutatus (mainland tiger snake)
Lineage: Eukaryota; Metazoa; Chordata; Lepidosauria; Squamata; Elapidae
Source: RefSeq, a predicted model, not a curated record